This is a messenger RNA of Poecilia latipinna (sailfin molly), 1032 nucleotides long. RefSeq names its product forkhead box Q1b (gene foxq1b). The transcript has a single exon. The record is from RefSeq and is a predicted model, not a curated record. NCBI's taxonomy places the organism in Eukaryota, Metazoa, Chordata, Actinopteri, Cyprinodontiformes, Poeciliidae. The coding region runs from base 136 to 1017 and encodes 293 amino acids. Gene Ontology annotation, biological process: regulation of transcription by RNA polymerase II; anatomical structure morphogenesis; cell differentiation. Gene Ontology annotation, molecular function: RNA polymerase II cis-regulatory region sequence-specific DNA binding; DNA-binding transcription factor activity, RNA polymerase II-specific.
AGACUAGCGUGUCUCGGGAGACAUAUCUGUGUUCUGCAGCUCCACACCGAGGUUCAGGGUGCCUGCAGCUCCACCUGCUUUGCUGAUUAGCUGAAGCACAAACUCUGAUUUUUCUUCUUUUUUUGAUUCAGGGAAAUGAAACUUGAAGUUUUCUCCGCGCACCACUUUGCCCAGAAGCCACUGGAGCUCUGCAUGGAGCCAGACGGGGGAAUUCCCUCUCCUCUGUCCGGGGAUGAGCUCGGCUCAGACGGAGACUGCGUGGCCAACAGCCCGGCACCUGUCACUCAAGGCAGCGAGAGCGGCAAAGGGAAGCCGUACACCCGCAGACCAAAGCCUCCCUACUCCUACAUUGCCCUCAUCGCAAUGGCCAUCCGGGAGUCCAGCAGCGGCCGUCUGACUUUGGCAGAGAUCAACGACUACCUGAUGAAGAAGUUCCCGUUUUUCCGAGGCAGUUACACCGGCUGGAGGAACUCCGUGCGUCACAACUUGUCACUCAACGACUGCUUCCUUAAAGUGCUCCGGGACCCGUCCAGGCCCUGGGGGAAGGACAACUACUGGAUGCUGAACCCGCACAGCGAGUACACCUUCGCUGAUGGGGUCUUCCGGCGCAGAAGGAAGCGCAUCGCCAAGAGGGGCCCCAAGGAGCAGGAGAGCCCGGACAUGCUGAGCGAGGACACCCGGCUCCCGGCCGCGGAGGAGAGAGUGGGGGCCAAGUUCACCAGCUCCUUCGCCAUUGACAGCAUCCUCAGCACGCCGUUCAAAAGGAGAGAGGAGCACCACCCUGACACACAGAAGCCCACCCCACAGAUGUACUGGCCCUCUGGGGCCCACACGUUGCCAUACGCUCUGAACUAUCCGGUGCAUCAUCCAUAUCUGUCUGAGGCGGCGUACAGCAGCACAGAGCCCGGCAGGGAUCCCUACCUGCAUGCGACGGCAGUGGGCAGGGUCGCACCUGAAGCAGCCUUCAAGGUGCCCAGCAGAGCCCGAGGCUUCCACAUAGACUCCCUGCUGUCAUAAAAAAAUAUAUAUACA